Molecule: messenger RNA, 451 nt
Organism: Chrysemys picta bellii (western painted turtle)
Lineage: Eukaryota; Metazoa; Chordata; Testudines; Emydidae
Source: RefSeq, a predicted model, not a curated record
AUGGGGGGGUGGGCCCUGCAGAUCUACCCCGAGGGGCGUCCCGUGGUGGCCAAUAUCAAGCCCCUCUUUGACCGGCUGCUGAUUUUCUGGUCGGACCGACUCAACCCCCACGAGGUGAAGCCGGCCUAUGCCACGAGGUACGCCAUCACCCUCUGGUAUUUCGACGCCAAGGAGCGUGCGGAAGCCAAAGGCAAAUACCAUCUGGCCUCAGGGGAGAAGGGGAUGCAGGUGCCCAUAUCCCAAGUGAGUGGCACCAGCUGACGGCUUGCCGGACGCCGGAGUCCACACGGAUGCGGAGACAGCCGGGGGGCCUGGCCCUGAGCUAAGCGAGCGCUAUGGGCCUGUCUACACCCUCCACCUGGGCUCCCGGCGGGUGGUGGUGCUGUGCGGCUACCAGGCGGUGAAGGAGGCCCUGGUGGACCAGGCUGAGGCCUUCAGCGGGCGCGGGGAU